AAAGCCCCACCCAGAGAGUGAAGUGGGGUCUGGAUUCCCCUUCAGGUUCCGGCCCUUCGUGCCCCACAUCCCCUUCGACUUUUAUGUGUGUGAGAUGGCUUUUCCUCGUGUCAAACCUGCAGCUGAUGAGACGGCCUUCAGCGAGGCCCUGCUCAAGAGGAACCAGGACCUGGCUCCCACUGCUGCAGAGCAGGCUUCCAUCCUGUCCCUGGUGACCAAGAUCAACAACGUCAUCGACAACUUAAUCGUGGCACCCGGGACCUUCGAGGUGCAAAUCGAGGAGGUUCGCCAGGUGGGCUCCUACAAGAAGGGCACGAUGACCACGGGGCACAACGUGGCCGACCUGGUGGUGAUCCUGAAGAUCCUGCCCACCCUGGAAGCCGUGGCAGCCCUGGGGAACAAGGUGGUGGAGAGCCUGAGGGCGCAGGACCCCAGCGAAGGUGGGACCUGUGGAGUGACUUCCCGCCUUCCCCGGGGGAGUUUUCCAUGCUGCCUGUCCGGGGCAGACCUGGCGUCCGAGAUGUCCACGUGGGACGGGGUGAUCGUGACCCCCUCGGAGAAGGCGUACGAGAAACCCCCGGAGAAGAAGGAAGGGGAGGAGGAAGAGGAAAACCAGGAAGAGCCAGCGGCGGGAGAGGAGGAGGAGAGCAUGGAGACCCAGGAGUGAGGGCACAGGGACACC
Messenger RNA from Empidonax traillii (willow flycatcher), 682 nucleotides. Its product is annotated as interleukin enhancer-binding factor 2-like. The transcript has 6 exons. The coding region runs from base 95 to 667 and encodes 190 amino acids. NCBI's taxonomy places the organism in Eukaryota, Metazoa, Chordata, Aves, Passeriformes, Tyrannidae. The record is from RefSeq and is a predicted model, not a curated record.